This is a messenger RNA of Emericellopsis cladophorae, 753 nucleotides long. RefSeq names its product 26S proteasome regulatory subunit-like protein. Gene Ontology annotation, biological process: proteasome-mediated ubiquitin-dependent protein catabolic process. Lineage: Eukaryota; Fungi; Ascomycota; Sordariomycetes; Hypocreales; Bionectriaceae. Gene Ontology annotation, cellular component: proteasome regulatory particle, lid subcomplex; cytosol; proteasome regulatory particle. The transcript has 2 exons. The record is from RefSeq and is a predicted model, not a curated record. Bases 1 to 753 code for a protein of 250 amino acids.
AUGGCUGAACGCAACCUCUCCCAGAUCGUCGCACAGCUCAAGAAAUCCCCUUCUAUGAGCUACAGCGAUGCGAACACGCUCCUCUCCAAAGCCAAAAUCGCACUCCUCAACCUCAAAGCCCUCACGCCCAACGCUGCCGUACCUCAGUCCACCCUUGCCCUCGCACGCGAGACCUACGAACAGGGCGCUCUCUUCGCCAUCCGCGCUCGCAAUCCCGAGGCCUUCACCCGCUACGUCCAGCAACUACAGCCCUUCUAUGAGCUGCCCUCGUCACGGCUGCCGCCCAACCUGUCGGAGAGGAACAAGGUCACCGGUCUGAGCUUGCUGCUGCUCCUCACACAGGGCCGCUACGCAGAGUUUCACUCCGAGCUGGAGAGCCUGGCCAACCGCGAGGGAGGAGGUGGUGACGUCGAGGGCGAUAAAUACCUGGGCUACCCCAUCCGCCUGGAGAGGUGGCUGAUGGAGGGCAGCUACGAUCGCAUUUUGAAGAACCAAAUCCGCUCCGAGAUCGCCAGCAGCAGCGAGCGUGCGUAUCCAAGCCUGCCCAUCAGCUCGACCAAGUCACUCCUCUUCCUCGACUCGGAGGGCGACGUCAUCUCAUUUGCUCAACACAGGGGGUGGAUAGUCAGGGACGGCAGCAUCUUCUUCCCCGAUGCCACCGAGGGCGAGGGUGGCACGCACACCAAGGAGAUGAGCCAGAUGGUGAUAGAGAAUGCUCUGGGCUACGCGCGCGAGCUCGAGACGAUUGUGUAA